This is a messenger RNA of Cladophialophora yegresii CBS 114405, 3318 nucleotides long. RefSeq lists its product as uncharacterized. Gene Ontology annotation, cellular component: nucleus; cytosol. The record is from RefSeq and is a predicted model, not a curated record. Lineage: Eukaryota; Fungi; Ascomycota; Eurotiomycetes; Chaetothyriales; Herpotrichiellaceae. Gene Ontology annotation, molecular function: protein phosphatase regulator activity; protein phosphatase binding. The transcript has 3 exons. The coding region runs from base 1 to 3318 and encodes 1105 amino acids.
AUGUUUUGGCGAUUUGGAGGAUACUCCCAGAUCUCCACCAUUGAUACACUCCUCGACAAGCCCAAUGUCAAGCUCGAAGACCUGCUUGAAGAGGCCGACCUCAUUCAAGAACUCAAAUCUCACCACACCAAGCUGAUCGAAUAUCUACGCGACGACACAAACCUCCAUGCCCUCCUAAACUACGUGAUCGCUCCAGGCCCUAAGCCAGACGUCCAUGAUGACGACAACGAGAAAGGCAAAGGACCCGCCACGCAGGAGGAAGAUGAGCCAAAGCCCUUGGACGAGGAACAAGAGAAGGCCGAGAAAAGAAGACUGAAAUAUGCCUUUGUCGCGUGCGAGAUCCUGUCAUGUGAGACAUGGUCCAUUACCGAGUCCUUGAUGGCGAACACCCAGUAUCUCACGGACUUUUGGGACUUCUUGCGCAGACUCGCACCGUUGGAUCCCCUCCAGGCCGGUUAUUUCACAAAGGUAAAUGAGACCUUGCUCGAGAAGAAGACUGAGGAUAUGCUCGAUUUCUUCAAGGGUUUGCCCGGCAUCGUCCCCGCCAUCCUGCAGCAUGUCGAUUGCCCCAUGGUCAUGGAUCUGUUGUUGAAGAUUAUCAGUUUGGAAAAAUCAGAGGGAGGCGCCGGAAUUGUGGACUGGCUCCAUGGCCAGGAUUUGAUUCCGAUGCUUCUGUCUAACUUGUCCCCGGACUGCAAUGCAUCAACUCAAACAUCAGCUGGAGACUUUUUGAAGGCUAUCAUCACAAUAUCAGCAAAUGCUGCUCAGAAUGAGCAAUCCUGCAUCGGCCCCAAUAGCCUCACGAGGCAGCUAGUCUCGGAGAAGUGCAUUCGGCAGCUUAUUUCGUACAUGCUUAAAGGCGGCAACCCAUUGACUGUUGGAGUCGGGAUCGUCAUCGAAGUCAUCCGUAAGAACAAUUCAGACUACGAUCCCGAUCAGGGUCACAGUCCCAACGCACCUCCCACCAGCCGCGACCCUAUCUAUCUCGGAACACUUCUCAGACUGUUCGCCCAGCACGUGCCCAGCUUUAUGAGCCUGAUUCUGAGCUCCAAGCACACCGUCACAAUUGGAGAGGAGACGAGCGUGGUAGAGAGGGGCCAUCUCAGAUCCGCCUGGGGGACACAGAUCGAGCCACUUGGGUUUGAUCGCUUCAAGACUUGCGAGUUGAUGGCAGAACUACUGCACUGCAGCAAUAUGGGUCUUCUAAAUGAGCGGGGAAGUGAAGAAUUUAUCAAAGCAAGGGAUGCCGAAAGGGAGAGGCUGAGGGAGCAAGGAGCGUUCUUGUCUCAAAAGCAAUCAGAAGACUCCGCUGUGGAUAUUUCAGCGAGCUCUUCAAGAUUCGAAAAUGCCUUUACUCCGUCAGCAUCGACAUCCACAGAGGAGCUUCGCAUAGCUAAUCUUAAUGACGAGGAUGGCUUCGAAAAAGUGGCAGUCUCAGAAGCGACGGACCCAGCCCCAAGUACGAAGCAUGAUGCAGAGGAAUCGAUCUCUCCUCGACAGGUCCCGGAUCAACCACAAACGCCAACAGGAAAUCUGGACGAGACCGUGCGGCGUCUUAGCCUGGAGGAUACGGUUAUGAGCACCGAUGACAUUGAACCGGCAACCCUGACAGUGGGCCAGGGAGAAAUCUCUCCUCACCCCGAAGACAAACCGGAGCCUCUGUUCUCGAAGUCGGCCGAUCCUAACAGAACACCCACGGCCACUAGCCCUGAGCGAGCCACGAGCCCAACUGCGACAAAAUCCCGCCCUCAAUCAAGCCUUUUCGAAGGUGAAUCGUCCCACACAACCCAAGAUGCUACAAUGCACGUGUCACAAGUCGAGCAAACAGUUUCUGAUGACGCUCCAAUUGUCGGAGAUCAUUUGAAAAUCAUGUUUGUGGAGAAUAGAGUAGUCCCUACGAUUCUGAGCUUCUUCUUUCGAUUUCCAUGGAACAACUUCCUCCACAAUGUCGUUUAUGAUGUUGUGCAACAAGUCUUCAAUGGGCCCAUGGACCGGGGCCAUAAUAGAUUUCUAGCAUUUGAUCUUUUUGAGACUGGCCGCAUUACUGACGCGAUAAUCGAAGGCCAGAGACGAAGUGACGAAGAACAACAGGCCAGAAACAUGCGUCUAGGAUAUAUGGGCCACUUGACCCUUGUGGCAGAAGAGGUCGUUAAGUUCGGCGAGCGACAUCCGAGAGAGUUGCUCUCGCCCACAGUUCAAGACUGCAUCUACUCUCAGGCCUGGGAGGAAUACGUUACCAAGACACUGGCUGAGACGCGAGAACGAGACAACGCGAUAUUGGGGGGCUUCCGGCCAGAUAACGGCCUUGGCCCUAGGCAGGCAGUCCUCAAUGCCGUUAGUUCGGGUCAAGGCUUUGGUCCCGGAAGCGCAUUAGCUGGCGUUGGACUGGGCGGUGGCCAGAAUGCCCUCGACAGCGUUGACUUAUCAAACAACGGCAGUGCCACUAGUGCUGGAUACAACUCGAGCGGGUCGGUUUCGAGCGGGUUUGGAAGUUCGUCGGAUGAUGAUGACGAAGACAUGGACGAUGCAGAAGACGAAGAGCAUGCGCGAACAGUCAAUCAGCUGUCAGCUGCUGAUACAGGUCUUAGCUCGGAGAACUCUGAUCAGCCAAUACCUUUACUGCCACCUCCACCAGCACCACUCAAUAUCGAGCCAUCACGUGCUCGCCGACGGUUGGCUGAUCGUUUAGCGAGACACAAGCAGGAGGCUGAGCAAGAAGUGGCUGCAGCAGAGUUCGGAUCCGAAGCAGACGAUCCGUUCGCUGCUCUUGGGAACAACGACGACAACGGCGCCGACCCUUUCUCACUAGAUGAGGAGGAGCAGGACAUCACAACGUUUGGGAAACGCAGCAACUUGACUUCCUCGAAUCAGAGUCCAGGCAACAAUCACCACAGUUUCUCGGUCACCAGAGGUCUGACCAGCUUGUUUUCUCCAACGUCCAGCACACACAACCAGACCUCCCACGAUGACUUUGACGGUUCGCUGGACGACUCAUCAUCGGACGGAUCUGGCUCCGAUAUCGACUCGGAGAAUCCUCCAUUAGAAGCACGACGGAGUCUUGAGCGACGACCCCUCGAAGUUUUCGAGGACGAGGAAAUGGGGGAAAUGGUGGCCCCUACAGAGGAAGUCGAAAGCACUAGUUCCGACGAAGAGGUGUUAAGUCCUGCGGAAAAAGAGAAAUUGGGAGGAGCCUUUGGGAUGAAAGAUGACGACGAGCAGGACUCGGAGUUCUCCGGACAAGAGGACCAUGACGACGACGACGGAGAUUUGGUUGAGAUUGCGAUGGGCAAGCCGUCGAAGAGGAGAUCGAGGGGCUGA